AUGUUUCACACUAACGGUAAUAUUCAUCUCAGCACACAUUGUCGGUAAUAUUCAUCUCAGCACACAUUGUCAUGUAAUAGACUAUAUAUUACAGUUCACACUAACGGUAAUAUUCAUCUCAGCACACAUUGUCAUGUAAUAGACUAUAUAUAUUUCAGUUCACACUAACGGUAAUAUUCAUCUCAGCACACAUUGUCAUGUAAUAGACUAUAUAUUUCAGUUCACACUAACGGUAAUAUUCAUCUCAGCACACAUUGUCGGUAAUAUUCAUCUCAGCACACAUUGUCAUGUAAUAGACUAUAUAUUACAGUUUACACUAACGUUCACACUAACGGUAAUAUUCAUCUCAGUACACAUUGUCGGUAAUAUUCAUCUCAGCACACAAUGUCAUGUAAUAGACUAUAUAUUUCAGUUCACACUAACGGUAAUAUUCAUCUCAGCACACAUUGUCAUGUAAUAGACUAUAUAUUUCAGUUCACACUAACGGUAAUAUUCCUCUCAGCACACAUUGUCAAAUAA
Molecule: messenger RNA, 519 nt
Organism: Mytilus trossulus (common blue mussel)
Lineage: Eukaryota; Metazoa; Mollusca; Bivalvia; Mytilida; Mytilidae
Exons: 6
Source: RefSeq, a predicted model, not a curated record